AAAAGAAAACAGAAACAGUCUUUAUUUUUUAAUCAUGGCUGGCGUGGGUAAUUUAGAAAAUGAAGCUUUAAAAAGAAAAGAGAGAUUGAAAGCUCUUAGGCAAAGAAAAAAACAAAAGGAAUCUGGAGAUUCUGAGAAUGCCGAGGAAGAUACAUUAGAGAAGGAAAAACUACCGAAGCCAAUAUUUAGAAGUUACAAACCACAGAGUGAAGAGCUACGGGACGGCGCAUUACCAAGAAUAAAACCUCUUAGUGUAUCAGAAAAUGUGAAAGAUCAAUUGGAAUCAUCUAAAACUGAACAUCAUAUUGAUGAAGUGGAUUUAACCAACCUUGCUCCAAGAAAACCUGAUUGGGAUUUAAAAAGAGAUGUAACUAAAAAAUUAGAAAAACUUGAAAGAAGAACACAAAGGGCCAUUGCAGAAUUAAUAAGAGAAAGGUUAAAAGCUAGCCGAGAAGAUUUUGCAAGUGUUAUUAAUGCAGGAACAGCAAUGAGAUCUCAAGAGGAUGAUGAAGACUAGUGUUAUUAAGUGCUCACUUUAUUUAUAGAAACAAUUCGACUAAGAAUAGAGAUAAAACAAUUCGCAUGUAACAUGGAUCCUCAUGUAAAUAUCAUACUCAGCACUAUUGUAAAUAUAUUCAUACAUACUCGGUAUAAUAAAAGUGAGGUAGUUGAUACUUCACAUAUUUCAACUUA
Patella vulgata (common limpet) is the source of this 693-nucleotide messenger RNA. RefSeq names its product coiled-coil domain-containing protein 12. The record is from RefSeq and is a predicted model, not a curated record. Gene Ontology annotation, cellular component: U2-type spliceosomal complex; post-mRNA release spliceosomal complex. Lineage: Eukaryota; Metazoa; Mollusca; Gastropoda; Patellidae. The coding region runs from base 35 to 517 and encodes 160 amino acids. The transcript has 5 exons.